UAAUUCGACCGUCAAAAUAGUGCGCAAAUCCGUCUGAUAAGGUUUCCGGGCGGAUAUGUUGCCUACAAAGUUCGUCGUUCAGCCGUCCGAGUCUCUUAAAUGCCCAAUUUGUAGAGAACUAUUCGAGGAUCCGGUUAUUUCGACUCAAUGUGGGCAUACAUUUUGUAGAAACUGCAUUCGAAAUGGCGUUUCACUCACCGGAAACUCGGGAACAAAAUGCCCCUUGGAUGGUACGAUUUUACAACGGUUUCAUUUGGUGUCGAAUUUGGCCGUGAAAGGUCAAAUAGAGGACCUGCAGAUCUACUGUAGGCAUGGUUUAACGAGAUCUGAUUCGGAAGAAGAUUUUGAAAUAGACUUAACUGGUUGUCAAGAAAGAAUUUCUUUUGGCAAGCGAACCGAACAUGAAGAAGCCUGUGGAUUCGCUCUAGUACCCUGUCCUAAUAGCUCAAACCAGUGCGGGAAAUUUCGGCGGAAAGCUUUGGACGAUCACCUUAAAGACUGUGCUCAAUACCGUUGCCUUUACAGUGUAAAGGGUACGUGAUUUCAUUUUAUUAUUAAGGUUGUUCCUUUGACGCUGUUCAACUCACGAUCAAGUAUCGUUAAUUGAAAUUAAAUGCCGCCUUGUCAUUCUGUGUUUUUUUCUUUGUAUAAAAAGUAAGCUCAACUCAGUUCAUUAUUUAUACAUUGAAAAGACAUCUGCUCUGUUGAAAGGUGAUGUCAGUGAACAACUCAUUUUAACACUGUUGGAGGGAUUUUCAUAAGCUUGGUAUAAUUGUGUUAUUAAAAUGAUUGUUCCAUUUGGUCCAUUUGUACCAAUGAAAUAUAUUAGACUGUUAAUCCUCCCCUUAAAAAAUAUUCAGAAUAAGAAAUCCACGACAGCUUUUGUCCUUUAAUCACUUGUCUGCCCUUUAAAGCUUUUGACAUGCGAGAAAAGAGCAAGCAAACAAAACAGAAAAAGCUGUACAUCAUAUCCCAAUUUUGACAACUGAUCCAAGCCUAGUUAUAAGUUAAAAGCUGGUUGUUUCUGAUCUCUUGCAGGAUGUGAACAUGUUGGUACAAAAUUGAAUGUGGAUGAACACUGUAACACUUGUCAAUACAAAAACAGUGCAGAUCCUCCAAAAUGUCAAGCUCUCCAUUCUGGGGUAAAGUAAUGAAUGUUGACAAUUAAGUGCAAUUUUGUACGUCUUUUACAUUAUAGAGAAAAGUAUCCUUGGCCCAAGUCUGUUCCAUAAAGCUUAAAAAAAUCAUGCUUGAACAGCCUGAUUUGAACCCAGAUUUGUGUAGAUUUCACAUUAUGUAGUCCUUCAUGCAGUCAUUCUUCACAGUAUGCAACAAAACCAAAGUAAGGCAUACAAUCGCGGACUAAAGUCCUGCGAGAAAUUCACAUUUGUGGCCCUUUUUUGUCUAAAAAAAUUGCAUUUAUUUGUACUGAACUCUAGCUAGAAGGGAGGGAUGACUGGCACUAGUUUCUUUCUCUGACAUGCACUCUAUGCCCGGGGGGGGGGUACUUUAGGAAUUUCUGGGUGGGGAUGUGCCGCUGGGAGCCUGGAACCCUUAACCUUUACCAGAGCUAGUUCAGCUGAAUUUUGCUACCCUAUACUAGAGUAAAAUUCCCAAAUCCCCCUAUCCUAGAGUAGCUGUGUACGUAGUCUAGAUAAAAUCUUCAACCAACUGAUCAGUUUCUUGAAAAAUGAUACCCUAUUCUAGAGCCAAACGCUCUGAUUUAUAUACCCUAUCCCAGAGUAAACUGCUUGAAAACCAUACCCUUCACAGCGGCACAUACCUAUAUAGCCCAUAUAUGGCAGUACCCCCCCGGGACUCUAUGCAACUCAUUUGCCAUGUGCUGGUACAGAUGGUAGCUUUGCUCGCAAAACAUCCUGCCCAGUCCUAAACCCAGCAACAGGGAAGUAAGUUUGCUACAAUUACCAACAGCAUGGAGGUUGCCACUUUGCCUCUUCCUGUAAAUACAAUCAUGUUUGCAUCAAACCGCUGUGCUCGUGAACCCACUCACAAUGGCAGCAACAGUCUGAUACUGCUCAAGACCCCCAAUACUGAACCCACACUCAACUGCAGAGCUUUCUCGUAAAUUGGUACUUUGACUUCAGAACUUAGCAGGAGAUGUCUCGACCACAUUGUUAAAUGCAGGGACUGAUCCCGUCUAAAAGAUACCACAUCCUGCAGAAUCUGGCAAAAGUUUAACACCCUGUUAAACUUACAAGUCAGAGUCUUUCAGUUUCACUCUCAAUUGGACCAAAGUUGUUUACUCUGCCCAAUGUCUGAUUUUUCUUGGAGUUGAAAUCGACACUGUUCACUGUGAGCUCCAUCUCUAACAAGAUCGUGUGUCCGAGUUGUUAUCCCUUCUCAGGGGAACAAGCUUAAAAUGUAAAUGUACCAAGCUUCACUUCCAACGACUCCAAGGCAAGCUUAAAUGGGCAGCACAUGUUAUUCAAGGGGGCCGCACAUUUCUUAGGCAUCUUAUUACCUUGACAAACUUGGUUAAACACCCAUAUCAUCACUUCUAUCUAAACCUAAAUGUGAGAGCCAACAUAAUGUGGUGUACCUGUCUCCCGAUGGCACACAACUGUAAAACUUUGUUUCCCUCAGCCAUCCCAGAACGUCCUAGAACAGUGCUUACUGAUGCCUCCCUGUCUGGUGGGGGUGCCCACGGGAAACAGACUGGGGGUAUGUCAACUGGGCCUUAGAUUACCCAUCUCUAUGCUCUCUCAAUGUCAUUUUAUUACAAGGAGACAUUUCCCAUUGUUUUAGUUCCACACCAUUGGGCACCUUUAUGGUCAGGUCUUAAGUUAUUCGUCAAGACAGACAGUCAGGCGGCUGCAGCCAUUCUAAACAAAGGCUCAAACUUUUGCCCGGUGAUCAUGAGUUGGAUUCAUUCCCUGUUUUGGCUUAAGAAGUAUGAAAACUUCAGUUUGUUCAUCAGGCACAUCCAGGAACAACCAGCACCCUGGCAGAUAGUGUUUUACCCCUUGAUGAUGUGCACCACUGGCCAACGUCCAAGCAUGGCUCUCCACAUCCCCUGGAUAGAAUGACUUUGAAUCUCACAUGCCACCAUUGUCUCUUGCUCUCCUUGGAUCCAAGGGAUCUGCAGCAACUUGUACAUGAAGUCACCAAUUUCUGGCAUCAAACAUAUGCACUUUCUACCAAGUCCACCUACAUGAGUCAAGUGCAUUCACACCUAUCCUUUUGUGGAUACUAUGGUUACCAACCUCUGUCAGCAGUAGCAUUAACCCUAUGCAACUUUCCCAGUAAGGGCACUUUCAGCAUCCUCCAUACCAGCUUAUUUGAAUGUGGCUUGCAUUUUACACCUUGAACAUGGUCUGACUGAUCCAACCAAAAACAAUUUUCAGCUGGCAACUACACUUCAAGGAAUCAAGCCUGCAAAAGGUUUAACCACAGUCUUCCAAAAGAAACCAAUUACACCCCAGAUCCUAUUAGCCUUCAAGAGUCACUUAAAUUUGGAUAACCCUUUGCAAACAACUUUCAGCACAGAAACUUACAAUACUUUUGUCCCAAGGUAUUCAUUUUAGAAAGAUUCAACGUGACUGCUGAAAAUUAGCCUGUUACACUGCCAGAGGGACUCCAGAGGGUCUAAGCUUUAGCAUAAGCCAUUUUGAAAUAAAACUUCCUGUUGUUUAUUUCUUGGCAGUCUUCUGAAGAGUUACGCUCAUCAGUACAAGUUCUUUCAGAGCGAGUUUCGUGGCUAGAAAACAAUCAAGAUGCUCUGAUGACACAAGUUGAACAAUGUAACAGGUACAUUUCCAUUUGUCUUUUGAUGGAAAAAUUUUGGGAUGUGUAUAGUUACAUGUAUUGACCCAUUCGCUCCUGGAGAUUUUGCCAAAAAACGCGUUUUGAAGCUAGUCGAGUGGUUUUCUGGUCACUGUCAUGCUAUAAAGAGCUAACACUUACCACAAACCGGUUUACAGGUCGUACACUUUGCGGCCUUCUGAUCCAGAUGCAAAAUAUCAGCUUGGGAAGUUCGGGCAUGCGCAGAAAGCAAAAUUUCGAGUUUUUGGGUUUAAAAGUGACACAGCAGUCUUGACUUUUACUUUUCGUUUUCUCCCCUCCCUUCUUUUUUCGCUUUUCUUGCCUCAUUUUUUUUUUUCUCUUGCUGGGCAUUUAGUAGGCUUCAUUUUGGUGGGAAGAGUUUUUAGGAAAGCUUUUAGGACCUUAGGAUUAGGUGAAAGGAAAGGUAGGUGGGCAAUGGAAUAAGAUUUUCAUGGAGAUUUUCAGGUCAAUGUCACGUGGUUUUUUGCUUCUUUCUCUGGUGUCCUUGACUGAAUUGUGCUCAUUCUGGUAUGGUUUGAAAGAUCUCUUCACUCUGCACAAGUUAGCAAAGAAAGUUGUCCUUGACCAUUAAAACUGAUGACGUCACAAAGGGUAGAGAGGACCUGGAUCCGCACGGGUGGUUACGGGCGGUUCAGGGGCGAAUGAGUUAAUAGUGAUAAAAAUAAAAACAUUCUUUUAAAUUAAUAGCAGCUUUAGCUACAGUCUAUAAGAGGACAACAAAAGCUAGGAUCAAACAAAACAACUGACAGAUUUCCCUAUGUUGAAGUUUCUUUUGCCAACUCUUACAGCCACCCUGUUUGAAGAAAUUGUUUGGGUGAAUAAUCUAUAAAGAGCAGUAAUAAGAGAACCUCAGAGGAAUAUCUAUGAACCUUUAAAGAUAAUUUACACUGAUUUUGUGAAUAAAAUAUGAAAGCUGAAACUAAAGAUUUUACGAAGAAAAAUGAAGGAAUUGAAUCCAGGUGCCAUUAUUGGCACAAUCCAUGCCAUAAGGGAUGCAUUGGAUUGAUAAAGUGAUGGAGAUAAUUAAAUAAUUUUGAGGGAGGGAGGGGGUAAGAUGAUUUAGAAAAUAUGUUUUAUUGAGAGGAAAAGGGGGCUUUAUUUAAGAGGAUACUUUUUGAGGUGGUGAAACCUAGUUGGCAAGUUACUGUUUCAUGGUCAAAUAAAUUAAUUAUUGUUACUUUGAAUGUGGCAUCCCUUGUGUGGGACUCUGUCCUCAUUAUGGAACCCUACUCUAAUUGUGCUUCCAAUGUUAAACAAAAUAUGUUUUUUAAUUAUUAUUUCUCAUGUGUGGCUCACAAAUUUGCGCCAUUUAAGCAAACAUUAUAAGGAAAAAAAUACAAGAUCUAAGUAAGUGGUAGCCCAGUGGAUCAAGGGUUAGAUAACCACAAUUCUGUAUUUUGCUUUAGUUCAAUUUCCAGAUUGUCUGAAACAGUGGAAGACUUAUCGUUCCAAGUAGAACAACUCACUGUCAUUCUAAAGCGAUCAUCACUUUAUCGUGAAAUGUCAGUGACAUCCAUUCCAGACACAAUAAACAGCUCACAGAGCACAAGUCCUGAUGAAACUGGCCAGCUUUCUUAUUCAUAUGGCCAUAAAUCCAGACUCAAGCCUUCUAACAUGGUAUCAUCAACACAUCAUGAUGCUUGGAGCAUACCUUGUGUCUUCAAGUGCAUUGGUACAUUAAGGUAUGUUUCUGGGUCUGUUUGUCCUUUGCCACACUGUUGCACUGGAAGCUACUCAUGUCUAUAUUGGAGUUACUAGAAAUGCCAGCUGCUUAUUGGAAAGAGUGGGGACUAGAUUAAAUUUUUACAGUCUGUAAACAAACUUAUAACACCUGAAAUAUAUGGUUCCAUACUAGGUAAUCUGCAACUACAAUACAUUGUUUUCAAUUUAUGCAAAAAAGUGUGGAUAACACACAAGUUUUCCCAGUAGCUGUUACAUUGUUUAUCUUUCAGAGGUCAUCGUGGAAGCAUAUGGUCUCUGGUUUCCAGGGGCCAUCGCCUUUUUAGUGCCGGGGGAGAUCAAGUUAUUAAAGUUUGGAACAUGGAAAAUGUGCGGCUGGCAAAAUGUACUGAGGUCCUUGAGGGUCACAGUAAUGAUGUGAGUUAAGUAACGUAACUUAAAUGAAGAUAUAUGUUUGGGAACCAUCUGUUUCUCUUGCAGUGGUCUGGCAAUGGCCAGUCACUGCAAAUUUAAGUUACAUGUACUGCAUUUCCCUUGUUAAAUGCUGGCCCUAGAAAAGCGUGCUUAUGCUGCCAAUUUGCAGGCUAUGCUUCAUUAGGCUGAUAUUUCUAUCUAAUGGAAAGCCAACAUGGAAAACAGCAUUAGGCUAAUUUCCAAAAUCUCUAGUUGUACAAUAAUCUUUUGAAAAUCAGGCUGUUUUUUUGUAUUUGCCAUAUGUAAUUUUCCUUAUAAAAUUGAGCAGAGAAUGUUCUGUGUAAUGGGAUUAGUGGUUCUGAAUUGCCAGAUGUAUUAGUCCUAAAUACCUCUGCAGUAGUAAGGAGAAGUUUUGAGUGAUAUUUGCAUUAACAGUAGACAUAAAGAACCUUCUGUUUUCUUCAGAUUCAUGCCAUGUGUAUUGGAGGUGGAAAGCUGUACAGCGUGGGAUCUGAUCAGUCAAUAAUAUCUUGGAACUUAGAAAAUUUAACUCUGCAUAAGAGAGUAGAGGUAUUGUCAGUGGUGAAUAUAAGUACAGUCCAACCUAUAUAACUCCUCAAAAACCCAAUAUCCACACAAAACUCCUCAUUCUGGUCUCCCAACAUUUUUUAUAGUUUUAGUUGAGAGAAUUUGAUAUGACAUCAGAGCAUUUUUCUCUUGCUGAUCACAUUAUUAAUUAUUGCAACCGUCUUGAUAAUAUAUUGAAACUGUCAGGAGGAAACUGAUAUUAAGGGCAAGUGUCCCCUUUAUAGAGGAUCAGCAAAGGAAAGUGUUUUGCAUGGAACCAUCCGGGGUAGGGGUACUUCCUUAUAAGAGGCUAAUGCAUAUGGGGAUGUGCUGCUGGAUGGGGUUGCAUUUUCAUGACUGGAUUGACUAUAAUGGGGUUGCAUUUUCAAUAGAGUUACUAGAAUGUUUCACACAUUUUCGGAUGUUUUGGGGUAAGAUAGUUCUUCAUGUUUACGGCUAGCAAACAUACGAGAUUGUUUGUACUGUAGGUGAAAAGUAAAGUGUUCUUUGUUCAAUUUAAAAAAUGGGUCAAUUCAUAAAAACAGAAAGUUACUAAGCUGGGAUUGUGAAAGUUACAUAUCUGCCCAAAAGUGAUGGGGUCUAUAAUUGGCCACAGAAUAGACUAUAAUGGGGUAGGGGCCUUAAGAGGCCAAUUGCACAAACUCAGCAAAAAUUUACCCAAAUACCCCCCCCCAAAAAAAAAAAAAAAAAAAAAAAAUUCACUCCCAGGAAUGAGGUGAAUGUGGCUGCAGCCACUGUAUAAAGGUUGCACUGUAUAAAGUGAGGCUUUGUUUAUUGUGGUAACUAGUUGCUAAGUAGAAGGCGGAUGCUCAAAUGGUGGCCACUUAAUGGAGGUUGGACUCUACUAUCAUGAUAAAUAUAAUUAAAGUAAUUUUUUGAAAUAAUUAUAAUAGUUACAUUAAUUAUUAUAUUUCAUUAUUAAUUUUAAAUAUCACAUUAUUUUAUUAUUUUUGUAACUUUCUAUGCAUUUAUUUAAUAUUGUAAUGUAAGUGUAAGUGAUAGGUCUCCAUACUACCAGCCUUGAUUGGCUUUGCUUUUUGCAGGUAGUCUGUACUUAUAAUACAUUGAUUUUCAUUUUAAUAUAGUUUGCGUUGUGUUUACUGUAAAUGACCUGAUAAACACCAGGGUGUCUAUUUAAUUUUAGAGGUCCAAGAUGGGGCAUUUGAUAGAUAGGAGGCGUUUGAAAGAGAGGGGCGUUUAUUGUCAUAACGGUGACAAGCUCAACCAAACUAAUAAGCUCUCGGCAAAAAUAUUAAGUGAGUUUAAAAAUAGCAGAAUAUUCACUCCAUCAAUAAUUGAUAUGUCUUGGCAGUUCAGAGAUAUAUCUCUGUCUUUGAAAUCCCAAUGUCUAUGUCAGAAUCCUUGCUCAGGGUUAUUGUGUUGCCAUCUUUAGUCUAUCCUUUAAUACUUGUAACUUGGCUAAUCAAGCAAGAAACUGAACAAGAACUGAAUGAUUUUGCUAAUUCCUAGCAUUUUGGAGUAAUUCACUUAGGGGGCAUCUAUUAGACAGGGGGCGUUCAUUAGAGAGGGGCGUCUAAAACAAUUUUAACAAAGUAUAGGAGGCGUUUAUUUGGAAGUGGGUGUUUAUUAGAUCAUUUACGCUACCCCAGUACUGUUAUAAGUAGCUAUUGGUCACCAAAUGAAUAUAUUUAUUCUUUUGAUUAACAUAUUUCUGAAUUGAUUGUUGAUAGUGAUGUUGGUUUUUACCCUUGCCAUAUGGGCUUUUUGACUGGGUACUUUUGUUAAAAAAUCCCCUCUUCUCCAAAUUGAUACAAUACACACAAAAUGUGUUCAUUUCUGAUUCCGGUUGUGUUUCUUAUUUUCUCAGCAUGCCCAUGACAAUAUAAUCUGUGCUAUAGUUUACAACGGAAAGUUUCUCUUUACUUCCUCUCAUUCUUGCAUCAAGGUAAAUAUGCCCGAGUAUUCUUUUCUUGGGGGUGGUGUAGGUAAGAGUCCUUAGGGUACUCUAGAAAGGUCCUGAGCUGGAAUCCUUGUAUCAUGCUACAAUCGGAGACAAAAUCAGUUGACAGAAAACACCCCAACUUUGAAUAGAGGUGGGGGGUGGGGGAGGGGUGUGGAUUUCUUUGUUCUCCAAAGUUACCCUGUUUGAGUACAAUUUCUGGUUGUAGGUCCUAUUUGCUUUGCCUUCCAUUAGCCCCAGUAGGCAUUUUGGUGCUAUUCAAAUAUAUGAAUAAUGUGCUGUGUGCAAUGUUUAUAGUCUCACCUCCUUAUAAGCAGAUGCCUUCAGGACCAGGCUUUAAUAGGUGUGUCCUUACGAGACGUGUCCAUUAUUUUGACUUUUCCGGAGUAUAAAAAGGAUGUCCAUGUCCAAGAGGUGUCCAUGAAUGGAUGGUUAAAAAUGUAGAAUUUUGCUGGUGAAAUUACUCAAACUGAAGUUUGCAGUUUGCAAACGGUAGUUGUCUGUAAGUGGUCGGUUGACUGUAUGCAAUGAUUUCUUGAGAUGGCAUGUGAAAAAAUCGAUUAUGAAAGUAAAUUUAAUUUUGUUUAUACUUGUAUGUGCAAAAACUAGAUGUCUUUAUUUAUUAUUAUAUGCUAAUUCAUUUUAAUGUAGUUACUUCAUCAGGGCUGUCAUGGUGAAUCGACUGACUUUUUUUUCCCCAAUUUUUACUGACUUGUUAGUCUUAUUUAAAGGUUUGGGAAGCAUCUACUCUCCAGGAAGUACAUAAGGUACCAGACCUUCAUCACUGGGUCAGAGCACUUGCCUUAGAUGUCAAAAGAGUGAGUUGAUAUUCAGUAAAAACAGUUGAUCCUCCAUUAAGCGGCCACCCUCUAUAACGAGCCAUUGAUCAAAGUCCCAAAACAGAGAAUUUAUGGUCUCACUUACGGCAAACAGCAAACAUCAGAUUCAUGUUGAGAAAUUCUCAAAAUAGAAAAUGAGCAGAUAAUACAGCCCAAUAAAAUUCUUUUGGAUAAAACUGGCAUGAAUGUACCUAUUUUUGUGUAGUUAUAAUGAACAAUAAACAGCGACAUAAGGGAAAACUUGGUCACGUGGUACAUGAGUCGUUUGCCGUAAAUGUGACUAUAAAUCUCUCUAAUAAUUGUAGAAAAGAUUAAACUUAUAAAUUAGACCUAUAUUAAGCAGCCACCCUGUUGCUUGUUUGUUUCAGAAUAAAGUGAUGUUUCUGCUAAAGAUUAUGCUUAUUAAUGAAAAACCUCUUUUGAGAGGCCAACCUUCAUUAAGCAGCCAAUUACCGGUACCCCAAAUGUGGCCAUUUAAUGGAGGUUCAACUGCGUACUGUUUUUGACUGUUUAUGCAUAUAAUGGUGCACAUGAACAGUUUGCAGCAAAGUUAAGCAUUGCUUUCAUCCAGACCUUCAGAUAAGGGGGGGGGGGGUCAUCCAUACCCUGAGAUAAGGAGGGCUGGUCUCAAGAAAAAUUAUUUUCGGCCCUUCAGGCCUCAGUUAAGUCUAAAAAUAUGGGGACGGUGGGUCCCCCAGGCUCCUUCCUUCGAUCCCCCACUGUAUCUAAGAAAUCCAGCUGGGUGAGCUACCUGUAGUUGUAUUAGAAUAGGAAGAAGAACCUGGGGAAGAAUGCAUUAUGGGCUAAAAGAUCAAAAACUUCAUGAAGACUAUUACAUGUGCAUUGUUUUUAUUUGUUAUUCUAUAUCUUUUUUCUAAAAUACUCCAGGAAAAACUUUUCAGUGGUUCUCACAACCUAGUUCAUGUAUGGGAUGCCACAGGAUCAUUUGGUCUCCGUGGAACCAUUGAUCAUUCAUUUGGCUCAGUUUACUCACUGGCUGCUACUAGACAGUUUAUAAUAGUUGGUAAGUUUUUCCUUUUAUUGAGAUGGCCUCUGUUCAUCAAACACUGGCACCGUUUGCGGAUGGACUUAUCAGGCAUUUCCUUUCCACAAGAAAGCAGUGUGUGUGAUGACCAAAAUUAUGAAAACUAAAUGAUUUAGAGGUAUCACAUCCACAUAAUUGUUCUUAAUCCAUUUGACCAUCCCUGAUCAACUGUAAAUUUGAAGCAAUCCCAGCGAGAACCAACAACAAACUCAACCCAACCCACAUGUGGUAUUACGUUGGGGAUACUGAGCCAGGCUUGCUCCCUGCCGAUUACCUUGUAGGGGUCUAAACACGUAGAUGCAUGUGUUAUCAAAAAUCACGUUGUUAGUAGUUACAUCCCAGUGUAAAAUCAAGGUCUGAAGGAGUUGAGGUGGUGUGAUCGUUUGUGCAUUUGCUCUGCGUUGUCUUUAUAAUGGGUACGAGUGACGUAACAGUGAAUGUAGACCCGGGAGGGACUCCCAUCUAAAAGUGACGGGGAUGCUUGUUGUUUUGCUUAGGGAUAGAAAUUGCAUAUUUUGGUCUCCCUUAGGGUUUACAGGACGAAAUGCCGAUAUUUUUUACCGUAAAAGUAUCACUUAGGGUAAAAGUAAAAAAGGAAAAAUGCCGUCAAACUAUGUUGGUUUGUGAUCUCCUUUAGGGGUCAAAUAACGACCGAACCUCUCCCAGAUUGGUCUACUCUCCUCCUCCGGGGAUUUAAUAGGGACCUUACGAAACUACGACGGCGAGGGCAACGGGAACGUCUAAAACAGAAUAGUUUUUAUGAGCAAAACAACAACUCUGCACGUGCAUCACGCUUUUUGUACAUUUCUUUGCCGUCCCUGCCCAACUACGACGUGAAAUGGACAAAUUUUGAGUUGACUCGAGAACGGGAACCGCAAGGUGAGAAAUUUUGCUUUCUCUCUCUGAACUCGGACGCGGUCCCUUCUCUUCAGUUCUAACCUAACUUCCCUACUUUCAAGUGACCGGGUGACUUGGUAUAAGGGCGAAAAAGUUUCAAAGGACGCGAAGUCUAUUUUUCAGCGACGUUUUCUUUGGCAUCGCCGUUAUCGGAUCGUAAGGUCCCUAAAUAAAUUAAUUAAUUCUAACCUCUCCUUCCAAUAUACAAUGUAAUUCAAUUUAAGUGUUGUAAUUUCUAUUUUACCCGUUUUUUUUUUUCCUUUGUAAAUCUUUAUAUGUUACUAUAUUAUUUUUCUCAGUUAUAUUUACAUAACUGUGUAUCAGCUAGGAAUUGGAGGAAUAAAUAAAUAAAAAUAAAAAAAAUAAAUAAAAAUAAAUUUAUCCGACGAUCAUCUCCAUCACUUUUAUGCAAUGUAAGUCAUCCCCCCGCCAGGAGUGUAGCCCUGCAAUGCGAUGGACAAUCCUCCUGUCCAGAGGCCGCAGGAGGGACUGAGCACUCCUGAUUGCUUGCUACUAGAGUAAUUGCGCCUCCUACGAGACUCUACAUUUUUCAAAAAGUUUGUAAGCUUCUUGAUGCAUUUUUGACUUGUUUUGAAUUUCAGCAUCAAGGGCGUUUGUUGCUUCUCCCUCCUUAAAUGAACCUUAUUUAGCAUGAUUGUUACCAGUAUUUUUUUAUGAUCUCCACAGGUACGUACAACCAGAAUAUUCACGUGUAUGACGUCAACACGUACCAGUAUGUUAAGGCACUUGUUGGCCAUAUUGGUACAGUCACUUCUUUGGUACCGGCAACCACAGGAAAACUGCUCUUCUCAGCUUCAUACGACACCACAGUGCAGGUACACUCAUAUUAGGAGUACAGGUAGCAAAGACAACGUCAAUGACGACGGUGCGCACAGAUCCGAAAAACAAAUUGACCAAUGGAAUAGCGGCAAACUGAGCACCGUAAGUGCCGUCAAGGCCUUUCUACGCACUUUCACGUUCUCAUUUGACUUUGCGUUGUCUUUGCUAAAUCUGCCUAGUAUGUCUAAAAUGAUAUGCGAGUACGCUUUAAUCGUUCUAAGGGUGAUGAAAUUUAUGCUAAAGUAGGGUAUUUUCAUGUAGUUUGCCUCUUCGGUCUCCGUCCCUAGUUAUAGAUCUUGCAUAUCACAAGGAUAGGGUCUUAUAAGAAAACUAAACAUGCGUCAAAUCUGCGCAUUGAAAAAUGAUGUUUGCUUCUUUAAUUUUUUUUAUUAUUAUUUACUACGUACAAAGGUAAAGUUUCAUCGCAAAGUUUAUGUUUAAGCCUCUUUUCCGACGAAAACAACAACUGCUGUUCAAAAUGAAAUGGUAUACACCAUUUUCCCUCUUUCCUUGGCAGAAGGUAUCAUACGACAUUCCAUGCUUGUUUGUUCCUUCAUCAGCCCUCCUUUUUUUGUGGUUAAAUAAGGAUAAUAUUCGUAAAUUUUUCAUUUGAUGAUUUAGGUCAUGUAAAAACUCUUUUCAGCAUUAUUUUAACAAUUUGAAAAAAGAUGGAAAAAAGACAGGAGAGAUAAUAUACUCGGCUUAAGAUAAAAGUAAAAUGGUAGGAGUCGAAGUCAGAUAUGCUAUCUAACCAAGCUGUCAAAACAAAAUGUUGCCAGUAAUACAGAGCUCUCUACGAUACCAAAUGAAUAAGGACAUAUGACAAUAGCUUUUCUUCUGUUGCGAUCUGUUUGUGACACAGGCAACUUGAAAAACAAAUCUGAAUCUUACUAGUCCAGGUGCUCUACUACUACACUACCGGAGAUUUCAUUUGUGGGGGCUAAGGCCAUUUAACUAGGUUUGUAUAGCACUGGAAUGUUGAUAAGCCGCACAUGCGUAAGAAGGAAAACCAUAAUGGAGGGCAAGCUCGUUUUUGAAACGAAGUUGAAUGGAAGGCCUGCUUACCGUUCUUGAUCGUUCUCAAGGUUGUCUUUUGUUUAAGGUUUGGAAUCUGGACACCAUGUUACCCAUGCAGACUCUUUCAAGACAUGAAGGGAGUGUUAACUGUGUCGUCAUUCACAAAGAUUUGCUGCUCUCCGGCUCUGAAGACAUGGAAAUCAAGGUU
Messenger RNA from Porites lobata, 13253 nucleotides. The record is from the annotation of a GenBank genome assembly. NCBI's taxonomy places the organism in Eukaryota, Metazoa, Cnidaria, Anthozoa, Scleractinia, Poritidae.